UCCCUUUGAAUAAGGUUUUGAGACGCACGUCACGUAACUGUGAAAUUAAGCUCGUUUACCUUUACUAGUCUAACAAAAGACUUGAGGCCAGAAAAAAAAGGGAAAAAAAGAUUGAACAAAACAAGAGAAAUGACGGGCAACAAAAAUACAGCGAAUUCUAUGAAUGUAUCUCUUGGUCAAAACACAGGUCACUUUUCAAAGGAAGACACGAGACUCACUGCUGAUUGUACUGGUCAUGUGUGUAGUAAAGGAUUGGAAAAAGAAGAAAUGUUCGAGAAUAUUUGUCAAGUGUGUGAUAAAGGGUUGAAAAGUGUUGAAAAGUCCGAAACUUUUCAAGUGUGUGGUAAUAGAUUGAAAAGUUACGAAAAAUCCGACACUACUUGUCAAGUGCGUGUUAAAAGAUCUAGAGCGGUAGAUAAGUCCGAAGAACAUAUAACAAUUCGAUCUGGCAAUAAAACGUUUAAAUGUGACAUAUACAAUAAAGGAAAUAAUAAAACACUUAUCAUACAGUCGCAUACUCAAAAACGAACUCAGUCUGAUGAUAAACGUUUUAACUGUGAUGUAUGUACUAAAAGUUUUAGUCUUGAACAGCACUUAAAGUCACACAUGCGUAUACACAAUGAUGAUAAACCUUUUAAUUGUGACGUGUGUGGGAAAGCGUUUAAACGACCCAGUCAAUUAAACUCUCACAUGAUUAUGCACAAUGAUGAUAAACCUUUUAACUGUGACGUAUGUAGGAAAGCGUUCAAACGAUCUAGUCAACUAAAUUCACACAUGCGUAUACACAAUGAUGACAAACCUUAUAAUUGCGGGGUAUGUGGUAAAGAUUUUAAUCACCGACAAAAUUUACAAAGACAUAUGAGUAUACACAUUGGUGAUAAACCUUUUAACUGUGAUGUAUGUGGUAAAGGAUUUAGUCAUAAACAGAUCUUAAACUCACACAUGCGUAUACACAAUGAUGAGAAACCUUUUAAUUGUGACGUGUGUAGGAAAGCGUUUAAACGAUCUAGUCAAUUAAGUUCACACAUGCGUUUACACAAUGAUGAUAAACCUUAUAAUUGUGAUGUAUGUGGUAAAGGGUUUCAUCAACCUAGUCAAUUAAAGACACACAUGAGAACACACACUGGUGAUAAACCUUAUACCUGUGAUGUAUGUGGUAAAGGAUUUGCUGAAAGUGGUAGCUUACGGCCACACAUGAGAACACACACUGGUGAUAAACCUUAUACCUGUGAUGUAUGUAGUAAAUGUUUUAGUUAUAAGCAGCACUUAAAGUCACACAUGCGUAUACACACUGGAGAAAAACCUUUUAAAUGUGACGUAUGCGAUAGAAGGUUUCGUCAAAAUAGUGUCUUAAAGACACACACUAGAACUCAUACUGGUGUCAAACCAUAUAUAUGUGAUGUAUGUAAUAAAGGAUUUAGUCGACGUGAUACCUUAAAUGGACAUAUGAGAACACAUACGUUUGAAACACCUAAAAAAUGUAAAGUAUGUGAUGAAGUAUUUCGACAACGACAAGAUUUACUAAUACACAUGGGAACGCAUACUGACGAAAACCCCUAUACAUGCAAAAUAUGUGGUAAAUCUUUCAGUUACAAAUGCCAUUUAAAGGUACACACGAGAAUACACACGGGUGAUAAACCUUUUAACUGUGAUGUAUGCAGUAAACUGUUUAGCCAACGAUCAAAACUACGUAUGCAUAUGAAAAUACACACUGGUGAAAAACAUAAUUUUAAGUGUGGUGUAUGCGGCAGAAGAUUCCGUAAAACUAGUGAUUUAAAGAAUCACACGACAACACAUACUGGUGAAAAACCGUAUUUGUGUGAUGUGUGUGGUAAAGGAUUUAGUCGGAUUGAUACCUUGCAGGAACAUAUGAGAACACAUACAGGUGAACAACCUUAUAGAUGUGAUGUAUGUGAAACCAAAUUUCGUCAUAGGCAAGACUUACGGAUGCAUAUGAGAACGCAUUGACAAAUCCUAAACAUGUGAUAAAUGGACAUGAUGUAUCUAAUUUAAUGUUCAGAUACUCACAUACAGAAUAUGAACGUCUGACUUUUCAAAUAAAAUGUGUGCGCUAAUGGUUUAGUCAGAACCAAAUCUUAUUCUAAUAUUGAACAUGUUGAACUCUCAAACUAAGUUAUCCUCAAAUCCAUAUAAUUAUAUUACACGUAGAAUAAUGUCGUAUAUCAUGUACUUACUCAGUUUGAAUAAUAUAAAACCAAAAUUGA
Molecule: messenger RNA, 2225 nt
Organism: Mytilus californianus (California mussel)
Lineage: Eukaryota; Metazoa; Mollusca; Bivalvia; Mytilida; Mytilidae
Product: gastrula zinc finger protein XlCGF57.1-like
Exons: 2
Coding region: 130-1968 (612 amino acids)
Source: RefSeq, a predicted model, not a curated record